Molecule: messenger RNA, 902 nt
Organism: Drosophila mauritiana
Lineage: Eukaryota; Metazoa; Arthropoda; Insecta; Diptera; Drosophilidae
Exons: 3
Coding region: 150-788 (212 amino acids)
Source: RefSeq, a predicted model, not a curated record
CCAGCAGCAGCUGUUAGUGGAGCCUGCGCCCUACACUCUGGGGUUGAUUGGAGUUCUGGAGUCGUGCAGAGGAAGACAAUAAAAUUUGUUUGUGUUGUCAUCGCGUUUAACUCGCUUCUUUAAACAUUGUAAAGUUUAGAUUUAAAAGUAUGGAGGAUAGCGGCAUCGACAGCGAGGACAGACAAUCCAAUAUUUACGAGGAUGGGGCCGCGGGACUCCUGAAAACGGCCAGUGGAGCACCCAAACAUAUGUCGGAUUUGGAGUUUGAGGUGGCAUUCAGGGGUGCCGGCAAGGUCUAUGCCCCCACGACCAUAGAAAUCGAUGAAGAGGAGGAAGCGACCGGAGGAAGCGGUCGAGGCCACGAGCCACCCAACACCUGCCGCAUACUGCAGCGCAAACUGGAGCUGAAGGUCGAGCGCGCCCGGCGGAACUACACUCAGUUUCAGGAGGAGCAGGCCACUAAGACGCAGUCGUCCACUCUGAUACCAAUCAACCGUCUACCCAUUCCUGGCGAGCCGGAACACAAACCCCUGGUGGACUACAAAUCCGAGAGCAGUGACGAGGCCGAGGAGAUCUCCUUCUUUCCGGCCCAGCUGAAGCGGUCCAAGCGCCGCCAGCAGAACCACGAACUGACUGACACCUUCAGCAUACAGGAGAUGACCAUUGACUCGGAUCUGGAGUCGGACGACAGUGCUGGUACCCAGAACCUCGAGCUCCUGCUGCCCUCCAUGAAGACGACCAUUCUGGACAAGUUCAAGGGCUGCUUCGGAUGCUGGAGACGCAGGUAAUGCCAGGCGGAGGAGCGGAGGCAUAUCAUCAGGCGGUUCAGGCACAAAUCACGUUAUUGACAGGCACUAGCAACCUACGUACUUAAUAAUAAACUCCAUUGCCACUACAGAGCU